Messenger RNA from Bolinopsis microptera, 1494 nucleotides. Its product is annotated as nuclear migration protein nudC-like. The coding region runs from base 308 to 1231 and encodes 307 amino acids. Gene Ontology annotation, biological process: protein folding. The transcript has a single exon. NCBI's taxonomy places the organism in Eukaryota, Metazoa, Ctenophora, Tentaculata, Lobata, Bolinopsidae. Gene Ontology annotation, cellular component: cytoplasm. The record is from RefSeq and is a predicted model, not a curated record.
UUCAAGUUUAACAGCACUGUCUUUCACUGUUUAACAAUAACAAUACGUUCUAGAUUGCAUAUAAUAUAUUAUGAUUUUCAUCAAUAAGCAGAUAUACAAAAAAGUCUGAAUGUUACAGUAUGGAUGCUAAGGCCCAAGCAUUACAAAUUUAGUAAUCGUGAGACAAUUGAUAUUUUUAUACUACAACAGAGUUACAUAAAGAUUUGUAAAAAACUAAACUCAUGCUUGAUUAUUUAAGAAGUUAUGAUUAUAAAUCUGAGUUUUUAGCUUUUUCCCUCAAAAUUGAUAAUAAAUUCUUGCAGGCGCCAUGGUUGUCCCUGACGAGGAGUUAAAGUACGACAACAUGCUGAUGCACAUUGCUCAACAACACAAUGGCAUCGAGCCUCUCUUUGAAACAUUCUUCGGAUUCUUGCGGAGGAAAACAGAUUUUUACACCGGAGCUCAGAAAGCGAUAGCUGAGACUUUGGUGAUGACCUCGUUCAAGAAACAUCUGAAUCACGCUCUGAAGGAAAAAGCUGCUAGAGAAGAGAGUGAUCAGUUCGAGAAACCUGUCCCCCAAGUUGAGCCUGCUUCCAUUGAAGAGAUAACGACUGAAGGUGCCAAAGCAACACCCGCACCUAAACCUGUAGUACCCACUCCUCCCAAAGAAGACCUCAGCAAACAUGUCGACGAAACCAAGCUUGAAGAAGGAGAGGAAUCGGAGAAGGGUAAACUUGAGCCAAACGCUGGCAAUGGUGCUAAUUAUCCUAACUAUUCAUUCACUCAAACACUUGAAGAGCUGGAGGUUAAAAUUCCCUUCAAUGUGAACUUCAAAGUAAAGAGUAAGGACUGUAAGGUCGACAUAAAAGAGAAAUCUUUGUCAGUCGGAUUAAAGGGGCAUGAACCUGUUAUCAAAGGAGAAUUAUACGCCAAGAUAUUAACUGAUGAGGCCUUGUGGCACCUGGAGGACAAUGCAGUGGUACUCUCACUAGAGAAGUUCAACAAGGUCGAGUGGUGGGGUUGUAUAAUCAAGGGUGACGAGGAAAUCAGCACCAAAAAAGUACAACCUGAGAAUUCUAAACUUGGAGAUCUUGAUGGAGAAACCCGGUCUAUGGUUGAAAAAAUGAUGUACGAUCAGAGACAGAAGGCAGCUGGUCUGCCUUCGUCUGAUGAUCAGAAGAAAGAGGACACCAUGAAGAAGUUUAUGGAGCAGCAUCCUGAGAUGGAUUUCUCGAAGUGCAAGUGGGGAUAAAAUGGUUGUGGUGCGAGUAUUCGACAGUGUUUUUAUGAUUUUUUUUGUCGGAAUUUGGCCACCUCUGCACUGUUAGCCUCCAUUCACGAAUUUCAGGAGAUUUUUUGUGGAGCUUAUAUCUUAACAUCAAAUCUCCACGACUUUUAAAAGUUCUGAUUUUCAAUGUAUUUUGAAUUGCUUCACUAAGUUCUAACUACAUUCGGCCACAAUUAUUUAUUGGUAGUGUUGUACUAUAUUCUAUAUUUCUCUAUUUUUUCUAUAAA